Messenger RNA from Danio aesculapii, 854 nucleotides. Its product is annotated as histone H2B 1/2-like. Gene Ontology annotation, cellular component: nucleosome. NCBI's taxonomy places the organism in Eukaryota, Metazoa, Chordata, Actinopteri, Cypriniformes, Danionidae. The coding region runs from base 10 to 384 and encodes 124 amino acids. Gene Ontology annotation, molecular function: structural constituent of chromatin; DNA binding; protein heterodimerization activity. The record is from RefSeq and is a predicted model, not a curated record. The transcript has a single exon.
AUCUCGACAAUGCCUGAACCAGCGAAGCCUGCUCCCAAGAAGGGUUCGAAAAAGGCGGUGACUAAAACCGCCGGCAAAGGAGGGAAGAAGCGCAAGAGGACCAGAAAGGAGAGUUACGCUAUCUACGUGUACAAAGUGUUGAAGCAGGUCCAUCCCGACACCGGAAUCUCCUCUAAAGCGAUGGGUAUCAUGAACUCGUUCGUCAACGACAUCUUCGAGCGCAUCGCCGGUGAGGCGUCUCGUCUCGCUCACUACAACAAGCGCUCCACCAUCACAUCCAGAGAGAUUCAGACCGCCGUGCGUCUGCUGCUGCCCGGGGAACUGGCUAAACACGCCGUGUCUGAGGGCACAAAGGCCGUGACCAAAUAUACCAGCUCUAAGUAAAGCGCGGACUCGACUUUAGCUACCCAAAGGCUCUUUUAAGAGCCACCCAUGCUGUCUUUAAAAAGGGUUCUUUAAGUUGAUUCCUGAACACCCUGUUCAUGAUUUCCCUAUUCUAAAAUUGCAAAGACUUCUAUUAUAUUAAGGAGAAAGUUUAUUAAACUAACUUUAUCUCAAUCAAAUAUAAAUCAAUGUUUUCAUUUUAAUAUUAUUUUAAACAACCCUACCAUGAAAGGGGAAGAGGGAAGAAAUCACUUUCCCGAACUCUCACAUUCAAUCUGCCCAGUUGGUGGAAUGAACUCCCUAACUACAUCAGAACAGCCGAGUCAAUUGCUGUCUUCAAGAAAUGACUAAAAACUCAACUGUUUAGUCUCCACUUUCCUUCCUAAUCUGUAACUGCAUCUCUGGCUAUACCACUAACUGUACUCUCAAAAAAUAAAAAAUAAAACAUUACUAAUGCUUUGCUUCUUAGA